AUGCAAACAAAACGAGUAAUUGAAUAUAUAAUAAAUUGGCUUAAAGAUUAUCAUAAUAUUAGUCAUACAAAAGGUUUUGUUGUUGGUGUAUCAGGUGGAAUUGAUUCAGCUGUAGUAUCAACAUUAUGUGCUCGUACUGAUUUACCUGUACUUGUUAUUGAAAUGCCCAUUCGACAAUCAUCAAGUGAAAAACAACGAAGUCGAGCACAUAUUGAGUGGCUUACAUCACAUUUUUCGAAUGUAACAGGUGCUGAAGUUAAUUUAACGGAUGUUUUUGAAACAUUUGAAAAAACAGUUAAAAAAAGUGAAAUUGAUGAUGUUAAUGCUGAUACAGAGCUUGCAUUUGCUAAUGUAAGAUCACGUUUAAGAAUGGUUAAUUUAUAUUAUUUUGCUUCACUAAAAAAUUAUCUUGUUGCUGGCACUGGAAAUAAAGUUGAAGAUUUUGGUGUUGGUUUUUUUACAAAAUAUGGUGAUGGUGGUGUUGAUCUUAGUCCCAUAGCUGAUUUAAUGAAAUCUGAAGUACGUGCUGUUGCUGCUGUAUUAGGUGUUGGACAAGAUAUAAUUAAAGCACCACCAACUGAUGGUUUAUUUGGUGAUACAAGAACAGAUGAAGAUCAAAUAGGAGCUAGUUAUGAUGAACUUGAAUGGGCUAUGAAUCAUCUUGAAUUAAGUAAGACAAAAGAAGGAGAAGCUACAUUAACUGAUCGACAAAAAGAAGUUUUGGCUAUUUAUAACAAACGACAUGCUGCGAAUUUACAUAAAAUGGUUGAAAUUCCACGUUGUAUUAUUCCAUCAGAAUUAAAAGCUCCACAAGCAUAA
This is a messenger RNA of Rotaria sp. Silwood1, 819 nucleotides long. NCBI's taxonomy places the organism in Eukaryota, Metazoa, Rotifera, Eurotatoria, Philodinida, Philodinidae. The record is from the annotation of a GenBank genome assembly.